Haemonchus placei is the source of this 555-nucleotide messenger RNA. Lineage: Eukaryota; Metazoa; Nematoda; Chromadorea; Rhabditida; Trichostrongylidae. The record is from the annotation of a GenBank genome assembly.
AUGGACGUGUGGCGAGCAGAUCGGUGGUUGCCACGAGGCAUUGAAUGGCAUCAAAUACCCACCAAUUUUUACGACUUAGUCUUUCCACUCUACUUUGCUCUACCUCUUAUUUUAUUCAGGAUCUUUUUUGAGUCUUUCGUUGGGGUUCCACUUGGUUUUGCUCUUGGCUACUAUGGAAACUCAUCGCUUAUUCCGACGAUAUUUAAUCAUCUGACUGGAGGAUUUGCUCGACAGACACGUUCAAAACGGAUACUGGAGUGUUUUUGGCGAUUCAGCUACUAUACAUUUGCCUUCAUCUAUGGAUGUGUUGUGUUGUGGAAUAAGUCAUGGCUAUGGGACGUCAAACAAUGUUGGAUUGGCUACCCUUUCCAUCCUAUUGAUGAUAGCGUAUGGUGGUAUUACAUGAUCGAGACGUCAUUCUAUUACUCGUUACUGUUUGGCUCAAUAUUUGAUGUGAAACGAUCUGACUUUUGGCAAAUGAUUAUCCAUCAUGUCGUCACUAUUGGACUUCUGUCCACCAGCUUCACCAUCAAUUUUGUAAGGUCAGCUUCCUGA